Messenger RNA from Cucurbita pepo subsp. pepo (vegetable marrow), 1204 nucleotides. The record is from RefSeq and is a predicted model, not a curated record. NCBI's taxonomy places the organism in Eukaryota, Viridiplantae, Streptophyta, Magnoliopsida, Cucurbitales, Cucurbitaceae.
UAAAACCUUGUGUCUUGUUCGUCCGGCGCCGUCGUGUACUAGUUCCGCCGCAUCUGUGGACGGCGAUACCAAGUCAGGAAAGCCAUUCUCAAAAAGGUAAGGGAAAACAAAAUAUUGAAGCCGCGUAAUAAUACCUUACUAGAGCCGCGGAGAAAAAGAGAACCCAGAAGCCCCGAUUCCCACUUUACUAAUCUGCUUCAGAAUGAGUCACAACAAGCCUAGACGCUUCAAAAAUCAUCAUCCGCGUCGCGGACAAUCUUCUCGAGGCCAUAAAUUUGUUGGAGAGGACGAGUGUUUGCCAAUCGACCCAGACAAUGAAGAGGAGCUAGCAGUACCAAAAAUUCAGCUUGCCAUGUGGGAUUUUGGGCAGUGUGAUGCAAAAAGGUGCACAGGACGCAAACUCGCACGAUUUGGCUUGUUAAAAGAUUUGCGUGUUAACAGUGGGUUUGGAGGCAUUGUCUUAAGUCCAGUGGGGGUGAAUUGUGUCUCUAAAGAAGAUCAUAGUCUUCUUAAACAAAGAGGCUUAGCCGUUGUGGAUUGCUCGUGGGCACGUCUCGGUGAUGUUCCAUUUGUGAAGUUGCGUUGUGGUGCUCCUCGCCUAUUACCUUGGCUAGUAGCAGCAAACCCAGUAAAUUACGGUCGACCAUGCGAGUUAUCUUGUGUGGAAGCAUUAGCCGCCGCUCUAAUCAUAUGUGGAGAAGGGGAAACAGCAGAUUUGUUGCUUGGUAAGUUCAAGUGGGGCCAUGCUUUUCUUUCCGUUAAUAGAGAACUUCUAAAACAAUACUCAGCAUGCGAGAAUAGUGCUGAUAUUAUUUCGGUCCAGAAUGCUUGGUUAUCACAACAACGACAAGUCCCGAAGGAACCUCGUGUUCUAGAAGGUGCAGAAAAGUCAUCUGUGAGCGAAGACGAUGAGGGUUCCGACGAUUCGGAGGAUGGACUUCCACCAUUGGAGAAGAACCUAAAUCACUUGACCUUGCAGCAAGACAGCGACGAAGAAAGCGAGUAAAACUCGAUACCAUAGGGACAAAACUUUGAUCUAGAGACCAAACACUUUCGACAAAGUCUAGGUUUCUUCUAUGUUGCUUUGCCUUUUUUACUUAAUAGAAGUACUAGCUCCAUUGGAGUUGUGUAAUCUUUUUAUCUUUUUUUCCUUGUAUUUAUAUCCAAGCGUUUCUAAUAAGUAGACCAAUUGCAUUCGAUGUGA